UCGAUCGGCGAUGGAGAGGCGAGCACGAGCGAGAGGUGCACAUCGUGCCUUGAUGCGUGCGAUGGGGCAGAGCACACGCGGAUGGCGACAGGUGCACGCGGGUGCGCGGUAGAGGAUUGGAGCACCAGCGUAGGCGGGACGCGCUGGGAAACCACGGGGCGCAAUGACGAUGGCGAGACGGCAGGCGUGCGGGGCACUCGCGAGGGUGGUUGGGACGCACGGACGCCGGGCAGCGAAGAUGCUGCGCGCGUUGGUUGCGCAAGUGUAGAAGUCACGGACGAUGGCCUAGACCGCGUAAGAGUAGGAGUACCGGGCGACGGCAGGCACACGUGCGAGGGGACAUGCGGGAACGCAAGGAGCGCGUG
Molecule: messenger RNA, 365 nt
Organism: Striga hermonthica
Lineage: Eukaryota; Viridiplantae; Streptophyta; Magnoliopsida; Lamiales; Orobanchaceae
Source: the annotation of a GenBank genome assembly